AUGUUCAAGACCAUCGUGAUCGCUGCUCUCCUUGGCGCUGGCCUUGCGGCUGCCGAAGACGCUCAGUUUGUGACGGUUGAAAAUUGCAACGACGAUGACUUCUACAACCCUCUGGGCUUUGGUACCAUCGCCUGGACUUCGGGGGCUUGCAUGGAAUUUGAUGGAGUCUACCUCAAGGCUGACUGCACGACUGGUAUGCUUACGGUUCACAACGCCUCUUCAUGUCUCAGCAGCAGCCAGAUGGAUUCGAUCACCCUGAACAACUGCGGAGCGGGUGGUUUUCGGUACAAGUGCAGUUCAGCCCCCGAGGACACCGUUGGCACGCUGCUCAUGUACAACGAGGGCGAUUGCUCCGAUACCCCCAACUUGCGCUACUUUGUCACCGACGAAUGCUUUCAGACUUACGUUGACGAUGAUGACAUGAGUUCCAUGACUGUUACCUGCGAGAAUAAGGAUAUCAUGCUGAACGUCUACACCGGCUCCGGCACGUGCAGCGGAAGCUUCACCUCUCUCAACGUGCCCGCCAACGAGUGCAUGAAGCUGAGCUCCAUCUUUCCCAGCGACGACGAUUGUGACUGCGCCGAUGACGAUGACCACCCUUUCUUCUCCAACAAUGUCGUUGCCAAGUGCGGCGCCGAUCUCACCGCUGAUGGCACCGGCAGUGCAACCACUGCCUCCGUGACGGCUGGCCUCAUCGCCACCGUGGCUUUUGUCGCCGCCCUUUUUUAACUGGGCUGCCUCUGCCGUGUCCAGCUCGAUGAAUGUUUUUUUUUUAUUAGACGCAGUUGUCUUUUUUAGUUUGACUUGUGAACCCAA
Molecule: messenger RNA, 816 nt
Organism: Monosiga brevicollis MX1
Lineage: Eukaryota; Choanoflagellata; Craspedida; Salpingoecidae
Exons: 4
Coding region: 1-729 (242 amino acids)
Source: RefSeq, a predicted model, not a curated record